Archocentrus centrarchus (flier cichlid) is the source of this 4747-nucleotide messenger RNA. RefSeq names its product ATP-binding cassette, sub-family B (MDR/TAP), member 7 (gene abcb7). Gene Ontology annotation, biological process: intracellular iron ion homeostasis; transmembrane transport. Bases 31 to 2271 code for a protein of 746 amino acids. The transcript has 16 exons. NCBI's taxonomy places the organism in Eukaryota, Metazoa, Chordata, Actinopteri, Cichliformes, Cichlidae. Gene Ontology annotation, molecular function: ABC-type transporter activity; ATP binding; ATP hydrolysis activity. Gene Ontology annotation, cellular component: mitochondrial inner membrane. The record is from RefSeq and is a predicted model, not a curated record.
GUUGACUAACUACCUUCCUUCCUUGUCAACAUGGCGCCGAUGUUGGCACCGCUAAAAUGCGGCAUUCACUUUCAAAGACGAAAACUAGCACUUCUCAUUCGACAGACGAGCUCGUAUCGUGUCUGGAAUAAAAGUCGUAAUGAGCCACGGACGGACCAUGGACGCCAAAACGCACAUCUGUUAAGUUCCCCGCCACACCUACGAACAGCCACAUGGAGUACGAACAGGAGCGAAAACAGUCGUCGGAUUUUGGAGGCUGCAAAACACUUUCAGGUGACAGACAAACGGACAUGCUGGCAUGGACAUGCAGGGGGAGGACUAAGCGCAGAUCCAAAAAAUGUGCUGAAGGAGGUGAAUUCAGCCCAAAUCCUGUCAGCUAUGCUGUCUUAUGUGUGGCCAAAGGAUAGACCUGACCUGCGGGCCCGUGUCGCUCUCUCUCUGGGCCUGCUCGCUGGAGCCAAGAUCACCAAUGUGAUGGUGCCCUUCAUGUUUAAGUAUGCAGUGGACGAGCUUAACCAGAUGUCGGGACACAUGCUGAACCUAAAUGACGCGCCAAGCACCGUGGCUACCAUGGCAACGGCCGUGCUGAUUGGCUAUGGUGUCUCACGGGCUUGUGCGGCCUUCUUCAACGAGCUGAGGAACACCGUGUUUGGCAAGGUGGCCCAGAGCUCCAUCCGACGCAUAGCGAAGAACGUCUUCCUCCAUUUGCAUAAUCUGGAUCUGGGUUUUCAUCUCAGCCGGCAGACAGGGGCGCUGUCUAAGGCCAUUGACCGCGGCACACGGGGGAUCUCGUUUGUCUUGAGUGCACUCGUCUUCAAUCUCGGUCCAACAGUUUUUGAGAUGGCCCUUGUCAGUGCCAUUUUGUAUUACAAGUGUGGUGGAGAGUUUGCAGCAGUGGCCUUGGGUACCUUAUCAGCAUAUACCAUUUUCACAAUUCUCGUCACACAGUGGAGGACUCGUUUCCGGAUAGAAAUGAACAAAGCAGAUAAUGAGGCAGGCAAUGCAGCUAUUGACUCACUGCUCAAUUAUGAGACUGUUAAGUAUUUCAAUAAUGAAAAGUAUGAAGCUGAAAGGUACGACGGAUUCCUGAAGAUCUAUGAGUCAUCCUCUUUAAAAACGACAUCCACGCUCGCCAUGCUCAACUUUGGCCAGAGUGCCAUCUUCAGCGCCGGCCUCACCGCCAUCAUGUUGCUCGCCAGCAAGGGCAUCGCAGCGGGUACAAUGACAGUGGGAGACCUGGUAAUGGUGAACGGCCUGCUCUUCCAGCUCUCCCUCCCUCUCAACUUCCUGGGUACAGUGUACAGAGAGACCAGACAGGCCCUGAUAGACAUGAACACUCUUUUCACCCUGCUCAGCGUCGACACCAAGAUCAAGGAGAAGGAUCUCGCUCCACUACUAACCAUCACACCACAGGAGGCCACCAUCCGCUUUGAGGAUGUCUAUUUUGAAUAUCUGGAGGGCCAGAAAGUCCUAAAUGGAGUGUCCUUCGAAGUACCUGCUGGGAAGAAGGUGGCUGUAGUUGGCGGCAGCGGGUCGGGGAAGAGCACCAUUGUGCGACUUUUGUUCCGCUUCUAUGAGCCCCAGCGGGGGAACAUCUACAUAGCGGGGCAGAAUAUCCGAGACGUCAGCCUUGACAGCCUGAGGAAGGUUUUGGGGGUUGUACCUCAGGAUGCAGUUCUGUUCCACAACACCAUUUACUACAACCUGCAGUACGGGAACAUCGACGCCACACCAGAGGAGGUCUAUCAAGUAGCUCGUCUAGCAGGCCUCCAUGAUGCUAUCCUCAGGAUGCCCCAUGGCUAUGACACCCAGGUUGGGGAGCGGGGCCUCAAGCUGUCAGGAGGGGAAAAGCAACGGGUCGCCAUCGCACGCGCAAUACUGAAGAAUCCACCCAUCCUCCUGUAUGACGAAGCAACGUCGUCCCUCGACUCGAUCACCGAAGAGAACAUCCUGACUUCAAUGAAGGAGAUGGUGAAGGAAAGGACGUCGGUGUUUAUCGCCCACAGGCUUUCCACAAUCGUAGACGCAGAUGAGAUCAUAGUGCUCAAUGAGGGUAAAGUGGCAGAGCGAGGCAGCCACCAGGCUCUCCUCAGCACCCCGGGCAGUCUGUACGCCGAUCUCUGGAACGCCCAAAACAGCAAAAUCCUGAACAGCAGCAAAAACUCACCAGAGCCGCAGGCUGAGCGGCUGACCCAGAAGGAGGAAGAGAGGAGAAAAUUGCAGGAGGAGAUCCUCAACAGCGUGAAAGGCUGUGGGAACUGCUCCUGUUGAGAGAAGCUGCCACUCGCCAUGUUUGUUCAUCCCUCACAGAUGGCCUACACUGGAAUCCCUGGUCUGUGUGCUAUUGGGCAGGCGGGUACAUCCCCACUACCCGCUUCCCACUCCAGCCAAAACCCUCUUAUAAUGACUAUCUCUCCUCCUCUUCAUGGGAAUAAAGGCCAGCGCUCGCCAAAAUGAAGGAGGAGGAGCAGAACAGGGAGCAAGUGUGUUUAGCACUGGCUGGUGUCCAGAGAUAGAGCUUAUAUGCCAGUUGUCUCAGUUGAAGCAAAGCAUAAGAGACCUUGUAUAUCACAUACGUGUGUGUAAGACAUCUGUUAGUCAACAUGGUUGCCCCCUCCUCAUUUUUGACAUCAGGUUUAUUGACAUCUUCCACUGCACUGGAAACAGAUGAGAGUACAUGUAAUGACUUACAUAUGCCUUGAUAUUGAUGCAAAAAUUUUAUUGAUAGGAUUUUUUUUUAAUUCCUUACAAAAGGAAUUAAACAUAUGGUUUGCUUUUUAUGUAAAGGGUUUACACAUAUCACAGUUUAUUCCGAGGAACGUUGUUAUCAACAUUUAUUCUAAAAAUGUGAUGAUGUGUAGAUGAUCUAUUCUCAGUAGAAGGUGAUAUUUUUUUUUUAUUAUGUAUGCAGGAGUUGUUUGUUUUUUUUGGGCAAACAUGUUGUUCAUUUUUUGUGCAGAAGUUUAAUAUCUGUACACAAAAUAGGAAAAAAAACUACCCCAAAUAUCACCUUAUGAAACAUCAGGGCCUUUGCACAAAUCAGAGAUGAAUGAAAACAUUAUUUAGAUGCUUGCACUCACAAAAAUUCAAAAUAGCUCCCCAGUGAAUUGCUUAUAUGUCACGGUCACAUUCGUGUAAGCUUAACACUGAAACUAACAGGAAGGAACUCUAAUAAAUCAUGGGUGGGUCUCACUACAAUUUGAGCUACAUUUACAGGUAACAUUUUAAAAGGAUUUUUUUAACCAUCAUAUCCCUCAGCCUUGGUUGACAAGCCAAAAUGCAAAGUUAAUUGUGAAGAUUUUUUUUUUUGAGUGUAUGACCAAAGAAAGGCUGCUUCCCCGUGAAGGUUACAUGUAGCUUUUUAAAGACUGACAAUACACACGUGUAUAAAAUGGCCCUCUCCCUGACAAUGGUCCAAACAUUUUUUGUUUGGACCACUGCUACAAUAUUUUAUCUUUAAAUGGAGAAAUUAAUCACUGGGUGUCUUUCACACUUUGCUUCAUAGUAUUCUUGACUAUGUUGGCGUGUUUAUACAAUUCAGAUAAAUUAAUAAAUGUUGGCUUUUCUCUAAAUAUUAAAUGUUCCAUAUACUGCUGUUCUGAUGUAAUUUGAGAGCUCAAUAACACAAGAUUAUAUGCAUUUUUUUCUAUUUUUAACUAUUAAAGAGGGUUGGCACCUCUACGAGGUGAUGCAUACAGCCUUGCAUAUUUAAAGUUUUUAAAGAAAUAGUUCAUUCUUGUGAAAUUUGCCUGUUUCUGAUCGACUCGCCUAGAAACAUGGGGAAACAGCUGUCCCGCUUCUGUCCAAAGGGGGCAGCGUUCAGACCUGCUGGAAUUCAAUCUUGUUUAAGUGGUGCAAACAAAUCAAAAAUUCCAUUUUGCAGAGACUUUUAUUCCCGUGCAACUCUCCAGUUGCUUUAUUCUUGGGUCAGAAAUAGUACCAUGCAUGUUUCCCAGUAUAAUGCCAAACAGGGUGUGAAAAUUUGGUGAGGUAUAAAAAUCUAAAGGUGUCAUGUGGCUAGCGAAGUCGAACAACAGACUGGCGGCUGGGGCUUCAUAAGUGUUAGACAAACAUGACCGAACAUUGUUCAGUCUUUCUGUUACUCUGCCAGGAGGUGAGUAAGCCUAUUUACAAAAAUCUCUUCAGGUAAUUUUGCUACUUCUGGCCUAUAGAAAUAUUCAGAGAAAAGAAUGAAAUAUUUGCCUGAAGCACUCACUGCUCAAUGCAACGUGUCAGGAUAAUUGAGCUGAAUUUAUUUGUAUUGAUCUUAUUUUUAUAUUUGCUUUAGUUUAUUUGCUCUUAACGACAUGCCCACAUCAUUAAAUUGUCUCAGUCCAGGAGCAAUAUUCUGAUGCAUCAGCAGCACAAUCCAGAAAGGUUUGGAUGCAGUAGUCCGAGCUCAUUCAGGAUGGAGUGAGAUGGAAUCUGACUGAUAAAUCAAAAUUUCUACCAGGCUGUUUAAAAGAGGCUGUUUGCAGUUUAAAAGACAGCAUCUGUGAUGGUAUGUGGGUGUAGUGCACAUGGCAUGAGUGACUUACAUGUGUGAAGGCAUCAAUGCUGAACUUAUCAUCCUACAAGUUUCAGAGUAACAUGCUGCCAUCUUUCUCAGGGAGCACUUUGCUUAUUUUAGCAAGACCAAGUCAAACUAAAGGGCAAAAAGCAGUAAACCUGCCCCAAACCUGGAAGUGCCCUAACUUUUUUUUAAAAAAUAAGUUGCUGGAAUUAAUUUUAAAAUGACCCCCCCCCA